Messenger RNA from Paramecium tetraurelia, 590 nucleotides. RefSeq lists its product as uncharacterized. Gene Ontology annotation, cellular component: cytoplasm. The transcript has 3 exons. Gene Ontology annotation, molecular function: calcium ion binding. The record is from RefSeq and is a predicted model, not a curated record. NCBI's taxonomy places the organism in Eukaryota, Ciliophora, Oligohymenophorea, Peniculida, Parameciidae.
AUUUCAAACUUUAAUGAGCAAAAAACAAUAAGCACCAGUAGCAUAAAAACCUGUUGGCAAAUAAUAAUAAGUCAAUAGAAAGCCUUAAGACAGACCAGGAUUGACAGAAGACGAGAUUGAGGAGAUAAAAGAAGCCUUCAACUUAUUUGAUACAGAAGGCACAGGAAGAGUUGACCCCAGAGAAUUGAAGGCUGCCAUGUAGAGUUUGGGAUUUGAUUAAAAGAAUCCCACAAUUUUCAAUAUGAUUGCCGAAUUAGAAAAUGAAGGAACUGAUAUCGAUUUUGAUUAAUUCUUGGAUGCCAUAACAUCAAAACUAGGAAAUAGAGAAUCUAGAGAUGGAAUCAAUAAAAUAUUUGAUUUGUUUGAUGAUGAUGGAAGCAACUCAAUUAAUUUGAAUAACUUGAAAAGAGUAUCCAAAGAAUUGGGAGAAACUAUGACAGCAGAGGAAUUGGCUGAAAUGUUAGAGAGAGCUGCCUCUAAUGGUAGAGAUAUCUCAAGAGAAGACUUUUAUAACAUCAUGGUCAAAAGAACAUUCUGACAUAUAAUUCAUUUUAGCAGUUAAUUAUUUAAUUAAAUCAUGUAAUUCUUUU